AUGGUGUUCUGUGAAAGGAAAUCCCAGGAGUCGGUUGUUGUUGAGCUUCCAGCAUUAGCCAGAGCUGAAGCCAAUCAAGGAGACGUAGGGAUAGAUGAAAAUGCAGACAUCAGACAAGGAGAUGACGUGGCAUUGGCAUAUUACCGCAAGGCACGUCAAACAGAGAUUUCUGAGGCAGAGCAAAAACGGGUCUUGAGAAAGAUCGAUCUUCAUCUGAUGCCACUUCUUAUGGUCAGUGGCUUCCUACAAUACCUCGACAAGCAGUCUCUCAAUUAUUCUGUUAUUUAUGAACUCCGAGAGGACCUUGGCCUUGUGGGCAAGCAGUUCUCAUGGGUCAGCUCGAUGUUCUACUUCGGCUAUCUGGUGUGGCAGUUCCCGUCUCUCUUGCUGCUACAAAAAUUCCCUGUGGGAAAAUAUUUUUCCCUUCAAGUGUUUGCGUGGGGAUGUUUCAGCUUACUUAUGGCCACGACUUCCAACUUUGGCGGUCUGGCCGCGCUACGAUUCUUGCUCGGUGCAGCCGAAUCAGUUCAAUUAGCCGCGUUUGUCAUCAUAACCAACAUGUACUAUAAACGUGAGGAGCAUGCAUACCGCCUCAUGCUAUGGUAUGCUAUGAAUGGAGUAGCAAUUAUCGCGGGAGGACUUUUUGCUUAUGGAGUUGGUCACAUCAGGAGCAGCGUGGCUCUGUGGAAGUUCCCUUUCCUUGUCUGUGGCUCCUUGUCAACUGCCUGGUCUGUUGUUUUACUCUUCCUUUUGCCGUCAAACCCAACCUCGGCUUGGUUCUUGAACGAAACCGAACGCGCCAUUGCAAUUGCGAGGGUUUAUGAGAAUAAGACCGGUGUUGAAUCCAAGACCUUCAAGCGAGACCAGGCCGUUGAAGCCCUUAAGGACCCUAAAGUUUGGCUCAAUGCCAUUUCAACGGGAGCAGGAAAUAUCCUCGGUGGAGUUUCCGCUUUUGCUGGGUUGAUCAUCAAAGGCUUCGGAUUCAGCGCAUUACAGACACAACUUCUGCAGUGUCCAACCGGACUCAUCGAACUGAUUUCCUUGCUCGUCUUUUGUAGCGCUGCCACCUUCAUACCCAAUUCUCGUCUAACCCUCUCUCUCGUAGCGACUGCAGUCGCGCUCGCCGGCAGCAUUAUGCUGUAUGCAGUCAAUCUCAAUCAUCGAUGGGCACUUAUCUCAGGGUUCUGGCUUAUGACAGGUUUCAUUCCCAACUCUUUUAUCCUCGGCCUUGGUACCGUCUCAGCUAAUAUUGGUGGUCACACCAAAAAGUUGACGGCCCAAGCUGUGUUUUUUAUCUGUUACUCUGUUGGUAAUAUUGUCGGCCCACAGCUCUAUACCUCAGCCCCAUAUCGGCAAGGCCUACGAGCAAAUGUUGUAACCUUGGUCGUCGUCCUAGUCACAAACAGUCUGAACAUUGUCUACAUGAUAUAUGAAAAUAGGCAGCGGAGGAAAUAUCUCGAUGCUAACAAAGACCACUUGAGAGAAGAAGACUAUGCUUUUCGGGACUACACUGACAAGCAGAAUCCCUUUUGCUUCAAUAUAUUGUAG
Messenger RNA from Exophiala spinifera, 1548 nucleotides. RefSeq lists its product as uncharacterized. Gene Ontology annotation, biological process: transmembrane transport. Lineage: Eukaryota; Fungi; Ascomycota; Eurotiomycetes; Chaetothyriales; Herpotrichiellaceae. The record is from RefSeq and is a predicted model, not a curated record. Bases 1 to 1548 code for a protein of 515 amino acids. Gene Ontology annotation, molecular function: transmembrane transporter activity. Gene Ontology annotation, cellular component: membrane. The transcript has 7 exons.